Molecule: messenger RNA, 3181 nt
Organism: Aricia agestis (brown argus)
Lineage: Eukaryota; Metazoa; Arthropoda; Insecta; Lepidoptera; Lycaenidae
Gene: trc
Product: serine/threonine-protein kinase tricornered
Exons: 11
Coding region: 412-1803 (463 amino acids)
Biological process (GO): intracellular signal transduction; peptidyl-serine phosphorylation
Molecular function (GO): ATP binding; protein serine/threonine kinase activity
Source: RefSeq, a predicted model, not a curated record
UCUGUUUUCUCAACUGACACCUUCUUUGUGCAAUUUCCUCAAAGUCGCUCAUGUAAAAUCCCGUUACUUUACUUUCGUAAUUCAUUUAACAAAGGCAUUUACUAUUUGCGACUGUGGACUGCGGUCAGUGUUACAGUUCUGGGAGGGAUAAUCUAGCGUUGAGUUCAGUGACACCAUUUCGGAGUUUUUAUAUUGUGAUAGUAUUUUAUCGAUUUUAACCUUCUUGUGCAACAUAUUGUUUUUAUGCUGUUUAUUUAUUAGUGUUAUCGUGUUACUGACGAGCCAGCAGCAAGAUUUUUGUGACGAAGUCCCAGUUAAGAGGGAGCCGUGUCUUGGGGGAAAAGCAACCCGGGCACUACGGUGGCCCCAGACACACCAGCACCAGCGCCCCAGCCCCCGGGGGUGCUGGAGAUGACGGGCUCUGACAACAUCCGCUUCAGCGGCCACACCCUCGACAAGGCCACCAAGGCGAAGGUGACCCUCGAGAACUUCUAUACGAAUCUCAUUACACAGCACUAUGAGAGGAAACAGAGGCUGGAGAAAUUGGAGGAGUCGCUCAAAGAUGAAAGCUUAACAGAGAGCCAGAAGCAAGAGAAGAGACAGCAACAUGCGCAAAAAGAAACAGAGUUUCUGAGGCUCAAGCGCUCCAGACUCGGCGUUGAAGACUUCGAACCGCUAAAAGUUAUCGGUCGAGGCGCUUUCGGGGAGGUACGCUUGGUGCAGAAAAAAGACACGGGCCACGUCUACGCCAUGAAAAUAUUAAGGAAAGCUGACAUGUUGGAGAAGGAACAGGUAGCCCACGUGAGAGCCGAAAGAGACAUCCUAGUGGAAGCCGACCACCAAUGGGUGGUGAAGAUGUACUAUAGCUUCCAAGAUCCCAUGAACCUCUACCUCAUCAUGGAAUUCCUGCCCGGUGGUGACAUGAUGAUGCUUCUCAUGAAGAAAGACACCCUCAGCGAGGAGUGCGCUCAGUUCUACGUAGCGGAGACGGCGCUAGCUAUAGACAGUAUACAUAAACUUGGAUUUAUACACAGAGACAUAAAACCUGACAACCUGCUGCUGGACGCACGUGGUCACAUCAAGCUCAGCGACUUCGGUCUCUGCACGGGCCUGAAGAAGAGUCACCGCACCGACUUCUACCGCGACCUGUCCAGGGCGACGCCUUCUGACUUCAAUUUCUUUUCAGUAUCCACUACAUCGUCUGCCAUGGACUCUAAGAGACGCGCUGAAUCGUGGAAGAGAAAUAGGCGAGCCCUGGCAUACUCCACCGUUGGCACACCUGACUACAUUGCACCUGAAGUCUUCCUGCAGACCGGAUAUGGACCGCAGGCGGAUUGGUGGAGCCUUGGCGUUAUCAUGUACGAGAUGCUGAUCGGCUACCCGCCGUUCUGCUCCGACACGCCACAGGAGACUUACAGGAAGGUGAUGUCGUGGCGGGAAUCCCUCACCUUCCCCCCGGAAAUACCCAUCAGCGAGGAGGCCAGGGAGACCAUACUGCGCUUUUGCUCGGAGCCUGAUCGCAGACUUGGCUCGCAGCGAGGCAUAGAGGACGUGAAAUCUGUCCAAUUCUUCCGCGGCGUGGACUGGUCGCACGUCCGCGAGCGCCCCGCGGCCAUUACUGUCGACGUCCGCUCCAUAGACGACACGUCCAACUUCGACGAUUUCCCCGAUGUUAAACUUGAGAUACCAUCAGCGCCCACAACUCAAGACGGUGAAGUGGCAUACAAAGACUGGGUUUUCAUCAACUACACCUUCAAGAGAUUCGAGGGUCUCACCCAGAGGGGGACCCCCACCAAGAAAUGAACUCACACCCCCAAACAACGGUACAUAUUCACUUAAUCAGCACCCGUGGGAUAGAUCAGAUUUGCCAAAUGUUAAAGCUUGUGCUGCCUUGCUGAGUCGAGAGCACUAAUUGCCCUUAGUCCUUAUUUCCUAGUGUUAAGAUAUAGUUUGCACACGGGCAUUAUAAGCUGCCCGGAUAGACGUUUUAGUUUAGUAAGGACAACUUAUAUUUAUUGUAAUGAAUACUCUAUAAUUUAUGUCCAUGUUCUAAUUUGUAUGUUAUAGAGAUAAAGGUGCGUCUGAUUUGACGAGAGUGACCGGGACAGAAGUACCGUAGGCUAGUACAUUAUCAUGCCAAGUAUACAAGAGAGUUUUCUGAGAGAUAGAGAGGAUGUCAUGACAUGCCAUUCCGUGACAAUGUCCGGUCAUAGUCAGGCGACACUCUGGACGCACCCUAAUGUAUUAAAAGAACAAUGUAUUAUUGACAUUCGAUUGCCCUAGAAUGCCCUAGAUGUUCGCAUAGACUAGAUGGUUCAUCGUUCGUCUUUAGUGUUUGCCUAUAUUAUGCAUUUAAAGUUGUUCCUGUUUUCGUAAGCUACGUAUUAAAAGUAUCUUUAUCCCCGGAAGUGCAGUAUUUUGUCAAUAUGUACUGAGUGUCAAAGUAUAUAAAGCGUCGGAGGCGAUUUCGAAUGAAAUUUGGAUAUUUUUCUUAACACGAAAUGAACUAAAAUAAAGUAAUAUUAUUUAUUGACAAAAAAUUAUAUUUUUUAUUUUAUUCAUAUAUGAAAUAUUGAAAGAGCUAAUUCUAUUUUUAAUGCUAUAGAUUAUACACACACGCAGCUGUCCAGUAACCAUAGUGUCGUAUGGCCGAAAUAGCAUUAUUCUCUCUUUCUGCGAACAAAAAUAUAUUCUUUCACUUGAAAUUACAGUGUAAAUAAUAUAUUAUGGGAAACGAGAAUUAUAUUGACAAUAUUAUAAUAAUUUAUAAGGGUCUGUGCACAAAGCAAUGAGAUAGCAUACUACUGUUGGUAGUCUUGAUUCAAUUUUAAAAUGCAUUGAGUUUUGACCGUUUUGUAACUGAAAAGAAAAACGAUUUGAAGAAAGAUUAUAACAGUUAUCAUUAUUCUGCUAUAAGUAAGUUGCAGAAAAACGUGAAGAUUUCUUCGCCAAAAUGCGAUAUGAUAUGCUGAAUUUCAUUUGAAAUUUCCUUAGCGGUAUAAUAUUUUGUUAAAAAGCUUUAUAUUAAGGCUAUAUCGAUGCUUCUGCAGUAUCCAAUAUGCUUGGGCUUUUCGUAACAUUUCCGGGAAAUUUCCGAAAAGUCGGAUUUUCCCAAAAAUGCCGACAGCCUAAAAGUUUAGCGUACCCUCACAUGUAAAUACAUACUUAAAUGUGUUCACAU